UCUGAUAAAACUAUAACAUUAUUCUGAUUGUAGCUAGAAAAUGUUUCGUGCAUAUAACUUUCGCUUAAUUGCCGUGAGCCCGGACGACGUGACGUUUACACAUACAGAUUUUCCCCUUGGUUAACAGAUUUUAUAUCUGUCAUGGUGGUCAACAUUCCUGCCCUUAUUUCCAUUAUUAUUUUUUACGUAGCGAUUUUUAUAGUCGGGAUCGUAGCUGGCCGGAAGUCUGCGAGAAAGACAACCACUGAUGAAAUGUAUCUGGCAAGUAGAAAUAAAGGAAUGUGCAUAGCAUUUUUCACCAUCACAGCAACUAUGGUCGGAGGAGGUUACAUUAACGGAACUGCCGAAAUGAUGGCUGCUAGUGGACUUGUUAAUUCUUUGGCGCCAGUUGGGUAUUCUCUUUCCAUGCUAAUUGCUGGUGUAAUGUAUGCGCCGACGAUGCGCCGCAAUAACUGCGUGACGGCGUUCGACAUGUACCAGCGGAAGUACGGACGGCGCGUGGGCGGACUCUUGUUCUUUCCGCAGCUCUGUGGCGACAUCUUCUGGACCGCCGCCAUCUUGUCGGCUCUUGGAACCACGGUGGCUCUCAUACUGGACAUCAGCGACACCUUGGCCAUCAUCGUGUCCGCCUUUGUGGCCGUCAUCUACACCUUCCUGGGGGGCCUAGUGGCCGUCGCCUACACCGACGUCAUACAGCUGCUAUGUAUGACGUUUGGAUUGUUCUUGGCGUUUCCGUUCGCAAUGCACCAUCCCGCUGUUGACCUGUCCCGUGUCAGCGACACGUGGAUUGGUCACCUAGAUACGAGAGAUCUCGGGUCAGAUAUUGACACGUGGCUGUUACUGGUUCUUGGGGGGAUUCCCUGGCAGGUAUAUUACCAGCGAAUGUUUGCUUGCAAAACCACUAAAAUUACGCGUGUAGCUACUACUUUUGCGGUUGGCUUUUGUGUGGUGUUAACCAUUCCGUCGGCGGUUAUCGGAGUUAUCGGAAAGGCAGCUGACUGGAAUCAAACGUCUUACGAGGGUCUCGUUCCGCUACCGAAAAGUAAAUACAACGCAAUCCUCCCCAUGGUCCUCAAUUACCUGUGCCCACUUCCAGUAGCAGUGAUAGGCCUUGGAGCGGUGGCGGCGGCAGUGAUGUCGUCGACUGACUCCUGUGUGCUGUCCACGGGAACCGUGUUUGCAAAGAAUAUUUACACGGAUGUUUUCAGACAACAGGCUUCAGUUCGAGAACAGAUUUGGGUGCUGCGGAUCGCCAUAGUGAUCACUGGCAUCAUCGCAACAGUGCUGGCAAUCGCGGUAACCACCAUUUACGUCCUGUGUUCGGAUCUCCUGUACAUCGUCCUCUUCCCUCAGCUCACCUGUGUCUUGUGGUUCAGGCCCUCCAACACGUACGGUUCCCUCAUGGCAUACAUCUUCGCUUUGGUCAUCCGAGUAGCAUCCGGAGAACCCCUUCUUGGUAUUCCAGCUGCACUGAAAUUUCCUAUGUAUGACGAUACUCUGGGUCAGCAAUUUCCCUUCAGAACUGUGACGAUGCUGAUUAGUUUCGCUAUAAUCACCGGGGUAUCUGUCUUAACCAACUGUCUGUUCAAGAGAGGAAUACUUCCUCUGAAGUACGAUGUCUUUAGGUGUAUUGAAAAGGAAAGUGUUCGUUUCGAGAAAAUGCAGGAUGUAAUGAAUAAUCCACAGGGUGAAAUGACUCAGAAUAAACAAGAGGCUACAGCUUUGAAGAAUGGGGAAGAGACACAGAUGCUUUGAAUUAAUAGUUUCGUUCCUUUUCAAGUGUCUAAAAAGUGACUUAUUGUUUUUGGUAGGAUUUCAGUAUCUGUAGUAUUGAUAUCAGUGGAUGUUUUGGAUUUUAACAUAGGUUGUCAUCAUAUAGCAGCCAGUCAUAUCUCAAAGUGAUGUUCAUAAAUCUCACACUGUUCUCUCAAAUGAGUGAGUAAACCAACAACAUGUGGCGGAUCCAUAGAGUGCUAGGGAACCCUCCCCCUAAAUAUAUUAAAAUGCCUCUUUUUCUUUCGUAUCUUUUUUAAAGGUACAGACCUUAGUUUCAACUCGUAAAACUUAACACUAAGUUUAGUUAAUCAACAAACCUGUAACACAUUUGGAUAAAGUUACAAUUGAGUGAAACAUGAGUCUGUGACUUUGAAAUGGUGA
Molecule: messenger RNA, 2157 nt
Organism: Gigantopelta aegis
Lineage: Eukaryota; Metazoa; Mollusca; Gastropoda; Neomphalida; Peltospiridae
Product: high-affinity choline transporter 1-like
Exons: 8
Coding region: 142-1755 (537 amino acids)
Biological process (GO): choline transport; transmembrane transport; acetylcholine biosynthetic process
Cellular component (GO): plasma membrane
Molecular function (GO): choline:sodium symporter activity
Source: RefSeq, a predicted model, not a curated record